GGAAAAUGGUAGAUAAUCUUAGGCGCCCUUACCACACUAGGUAGCCUUUAACUAAGGUUUAACUAAAUUUCCGAGUAGUGUUUAACUGGGCUUAGGCCUAUUCUCUCCCCAAACCUGGAUACAUCCCGUUGAUUCCAAGGUUUCGCCGCACCCCACGUGACCUCACCGACUUCUGUAUCGGGCUCUCUGUCAUCAUCGGCGGCUCUUGACCCCCAUUGCUUAUCCGUCGCAAGUUUCGUAUCCCGUACCUUCGUCUCAGCCUGGUGAGUUUCACUGUCUUCCCCUCGCAGUUCAACCCGGCAUCGUGUCCUGGUUGUAACCGCUAACUAGGCAGACCAUGUGCGCAGAUUGGAGCUUCAACUGCGCUCACCAACGGGAUAGUCGCCUAAAUACCAAUCAAGCCCUGAUCUAUCGCGAACUGAUCAUUUGAUUGCUCCUCUCCAGCUCCCUCCAAAUCGUGUCGCAGUCUCCUGCAGCCAGUACCAUCAAAAUUGUUGCUGGUGGCGAUAUUCAUGACACCUGUAGGCUUCGAGAGAAAUAGAACGGGUGCUUUGUUGCAGCGAAAUAACCGCUGCUGAUUCGCUCUCCUAGUCGCCAAAAAUGCCGUCACACACCACGUCUUCCCCGACCAAACGUUCAGCCUCGCAGCAAGCGGCGUCGGAUUCUUCACUACCUCCCCAAUCGCCUCCCACUGAAGCAGGCCCGACGCUUUCGCACAACAAGACAUCAACCCACAAACCCCAUCGGCCCCAUGUGGUUGCUUCGCACCGACAGCAUGUGCGCAACCCGUCGCUAAAGAACAUAAAUAGGCUGCAGAGGCUUGCUGCGCUUCACAACCUCCUAGGAGAAGGUGACACGCUUGUUGCACCUGCGCUUCGACACCAACGCAAAAAAUCUGCGCCUGUAUCCCCCGCAACGAGUCCUCGCGUCGGCCAUCAUCACGUUCGUUGGAAUGGCUCAAGCGUUUCGCUGACUGGCCAAGGGGUAAAUCCGGCGAUAAGGAAAAACCUAUCCACGCCCGUAUUGAGAAACACGUCCGGGAUUCUCGCUAAGAAACCGUCUACGAUGAACAAAACUGUAACAGUUGCUAGAGCAGGGCAGAAAAAGACAGUGGGUUUCGAGCUUGUUGCUUCGGACGACGACGACGAGUGGGAAGACAAUAACAGUUCUUAUUCUCCAGAAAGCACUAGACGGAAUUCCGUGGUUACUGCCAAAAUGAGCGCGGACAGUAGCCCUCAUUCUACUCUCCUGGCGACAAAGUCGCCUUUAGCCCAAGCAAGCAGUGGCCUUGAAGGCGAGACCAAACAGCAGGCUACGGAACUCGCUAAUGGCUCUGGCACUGGAGCUUCCCAAGGACAACAUACGCGCCCCUUUGAGCAGGACGAUAUUGCUUCUCGUCUUCUUCACCAACCACACGCAUCCAAAGCUCCACCCGCCAUAUCAUCCGUCUCAGUAACUGCAACGCCAGCAGCUGUGGAACGAAGCCCGCGCCCUCCGUCCUUUCCAACCCUUCCUUCGGGCCGUGUCCGCGAUUCCGAUCAAGCUGGCCAAUGGUCUACUGUGGGGAGUUCCUCAAUAAGCAAUCCACAUGGAACAUCGUCCUCUAUGGAAGGAGGCGUAUCCAGAUUCCUAAUAAACAACCCCGGUUCACAAUCUGGAGCCUUCACUGAUUCUGAACCCCCGUCAUCAUUCCUACCACACUACAACCCUAAUACACCGCCGUCUCCGGAGACGUACAGUGCGAAACGCCCUACCUCUCGCGGCCGCCAACAAGAGCCUCCAUCACGUACACAGCAAAAGUUAUGGCUACAGCGAACAGCAGUUCUUACAACCUCCCCACCUGACCCUUCUAUGUCGGGACCGCCUCCGACAGUACCCCCAUCUUCGAUGGAGCCCGUCUUCAUGACGGCUGCUCAGUCUCGGCCAGGUUCUAGAGACCACGCAAGAGACGGCCGCAGGGCAUUGCUAGGAAUAGGUGGAACAGCAGGCGUAAAUCCUGAGAGCGAAGCUAAACGUGCCCGCAAGAUCUACGAUAAAUCCACAACAGAGUACUCAGUAGUCCGUCGUUUCAGAUCGCCUAUCGCAGAAAGUCUGCUCAGGCUCGACAAAAUUGCAGGACCAGAAGCGAAAUCCAACAAUGCCCCUCAAAGCCAGGCAGGCGGACAAAAUCCCGUCAUCUCUAAUGGCGCCCUUUCCCGCCCACCUUCAUCGCGGAAUCUCGAUUCCGAUCCCGCCGUCAACCACCAGUUCUUAACCAAGCUACCCAAGUCGUCCAGCCAGGUCCGAUUCAGGACUUCUGAAGAUACAGUCCACGUCAACUAUUCCGACGAGCCAGCUGAGCGAUUGGAUGUGGAACAUCAGCAGCAACAACGGCCUAAUUCGGUUGCGGUUGUUUUUGCUGAUGGAAAUGUGUAUGACGAACAGAUAGAUGAUUCAGAUGGCGGUGGUGGUGGUGCGCAUACCCCAUAUCAACCCAACGAAGCGGAGCUCAUGAUUAGGCGGAUAUGGGACAGCCGCGAAGUAGCUGUUGCGGGUGAUUGAUUAUUUUGAUGGGCUCGACGAGUUUUAGUUUAUAUACAUGUACCUUCUCUCUCGUGAUCUUACUUUUUACUCCUCACUGACGAUUUGUAUGCUGUACAAAGCAUGAGGCCAUAAUGGCCAUUAUCUGUACAACAAUCAUCACCAUACCAUAUCCUCUUUCCGUUGACGAUACGAUUAUUUUGUUUAGUGCAUUUUUUUUGUAUUCUCUGUUAUAUCUUGAUUGGCAUGGAAGAUUCAUAUCGCAUCACGGAAAGCGUACCUCCGGUUUCACCAUGUACUUUAUUUCAUUUAUUUAUUUAAUUCAAUUUCUUUCUUUCUUUCUUUUUUUUUUUUUUUUUUUUUUUUUUUUUUCUCAAUUACUGGCAUUUCUCACAUCAGCGGUAUUUUUUUUACCCUACUGCGCCAUGUGCGUUGAUCUUUUUAUUAUUCUCUGCUUCAUCUUGCUUAAGCAUUUUUAUUUAGAUGUUCGAUAGUUAAUUAGAGGCAGUUGAGCAGUUCUUAAUAGGAUGAUUCUACCAGGUGGACUGUAAACGGGGAUUUCAUUUUAUACACGCUUAACCCCCAGAAAAUGUCAAGAAUCAAGGUACGGAGCAUUGUUCACACGAUUAUCCUGACCGGAUCUAUGAAUUUUAAGAGAAACCCUCUUCAAGGGAACUAUUGCCUAUGUUCAUUUUAUACAUCCAUAUCCCUACGUGAAUGCAUGUCUACAAGUAAAGAUAAUACGAAUC
Blastomyces dermatitidis ER-3 is the source of this 3269-nucleotide messenger RNA. RefSeq lists its product as uncharacterized. The record is from RefSeq and is a predicted model, not a curated record. Gene Ontology annotation, cellular component: TORC1 complex; fungal-type vacuole membrane. Gene Ontology annotation, biological process: TOR signaling. Bases 601 to 2541 code for a protein of 646 amino acids. The transcript has a single exon. Lineage: Eukaryota; Fungi; Ascomycota; Eurotiomycetes; Onygenales; Ajellomycetaceae.